CGCGCCGGCAACUUCCUGACCUGUGCGCGAGGACAUCAGCACGCAAUUUGCCACUGACGGAAUUCAUUCAAGCGGCAGCGCACUAACAGCACCUCAGGAGCAACAGGAGCAAACGACAAACCAAGAAAGCAAAAGAGAGGCGAGGAAGGGCAGCAGAGAAGAAGAGGAAGGGCAGCAGAGAAGAAGAGGAAGGGCAGCAGAGAAGAAGAGAACAAGUUAAAGACUGUGGAGAAGAAACAGCUCACUGAAAGUCUCUGUCUCCACCCGCUGUGUCUCCACCCCAAUAUGAGGCUGGAGGAGGAUGUGAACCGCGUGGUGCUUCUACUCUUCAGGGUGGUGGCGUGGCUCUACUCCCUGCUCUCCUGCCUGCCCCUGCUCCUGCUAGGAUCCACCCGCUACACCACCUCCACCCACUGCUCCCGGCGGGUGAAGGCCCACUCAGCGAGUGGCCACCCCGCCGGGCCCUACCGGGACCUGGACGCACUGGAUGGGCUGAUCAUGUGUCUGGAACCAGACGUCAACACCCUCGACCGCAUGUUUGAGGUCUCGGCGAGGCGCUUCGCGAGGCAGGACUUCCUCGGGACCCGAGAUGUGCUGAGUGAAUGGGAGGAGGUGCAGGAGAAUGGGAAAGUGUUUAAGAAGGUGGUACUGGGGAAGUAUCGGUGGCUGUCGUUUGAGCAGGCAUACAGAGCAGCGAGAGUCUUUGGGAGUGGGUUGGCUGCUCUAGGGCAGGAGCCCUGCACAAAUAUCGCCAUCUUCUGUGAAACCAGAGCAGAGUGGCUCAUUGCUGCCCAGGCCUGCUUUAUGUACAACUUUCCAUUGGUCACUUUCUACUCUACUUUGGGUGGUGCAGCAAUUGUUCAUGGUCUUAAUCAGGCUGAGGUUUCCCACAUCAUCACCAGCAAAGAGUUGCUGGAGACCAAACUCAAGGCGAUACUCAUGGGCGUGCCGAAGCUGCAGCAUAUCAUCGUGGUGGAGGACAAGCCCACCUCCUGGCCAGGAUACCCGCGAGGCAUCCACAUUCACAACAUGGCUGCUGUGCAGAAACUCGGAGAGAAGCCUGACAAUGCGGAGAGGCAGAGGCGAUCACCGGCUGCUGAUGACGUAGCUGUAAUCAUGUACACCAGUGGCUCCACAGGCAUUCCCAAGGGAGUCAUGAUCUCCCAUAGCAACCUCAUCGCUGGGAUUACAGGGACGGCGCAGAGAGUCCCUGACCUCAAUAAGAGCGACACCUACAUCGCUUACCUGCCCCUGGCGCAUGUUCUAGAGCUCAUCGCAGAGAUGGUGUGUCUGGCCCACGGCUGUAAGAUCGGCUACUCCUCACCCUACACGCUUGCAGACCAGUCCACAAUGAUCAAGAAGGGAAGUAAGGGAGACAGCAGCGUUUUGCAGCCCACUCUAAUGGCGGCCGUACCGGAGAUCAUGGAUCGGAUCUAUAAGAAUGUGAUGCAGAAAGUGCAGGAGAUGGGGGUGGUGCAGAGGACUCUUUUUAUUUUGGCCUACAACUAUAAGAUGGAGCAGCUGUCUAAAGGCUAUAGCACUCCCCUCUGUGACAAGCUGGUGUUCCAGAAGGUGCAGGCGUUGCUGGGUGGCCGUACACGGGUCUUGUUGUCAGGUGGUGCGCCCCUCUCUGCAGUGACUCAGCGUUUUAUGAACAUCUGUUUAUGCUGCCCUGUGGGUCAGGGCUAUGGCCUCACUGAGACAUGCGGAGCUGGCACCAUCAGCCAUCUUUGGGACUAUAGUACAGGCAGGGUGGGAGCACCUCUGGUCUGCUGUGAGAUCCAGCUGAAGGACUGGGUGGAGGGAGGCUACCGGAGCACGGAUAAGCCCUGUCCACGAGGAGAAAUUCUGAUUGGUGGGCCCAAUGUCACCUUGGGUUACUAUAAGAACGAGACGGUGAACCAGAAGGACUUCUUUGUGGAUGAGAAUGGCCAACGAUGGUUCUGUACUGGGGAUAUUGGCGAAUUCCAUGCAGAUGGCUGCCUAAAGAUCAUUGAUCGUAAGAAGGACCUGGUGAAGCUGCAGGCAGGGGAGUAUGUGUCUCUGGGGAAGGUAGAGGCAGUGCUGAAAAACUGCCCCCUUAUCGACAACAUAUGUGCCUACGCCAACAGUGAGGAGUCGUAUGUGAUUGGCUUUGUGGUACCCAAUCAGCAGCGGUUGACAGUGCUGGCAAAUGAGCUGGGAAUCCAUGGCACAUGGGUGGAGCUCUGCAAUAAUCCUGUGAUGGAGGAGGAGGUGCUUAAGACCAUCACUGACACAGCAUUGACAGGCCAGCUGGAGCGUUUUGAGAUCCCACAAAAAAUUUGUCUGUGCGCAGAGCCCUGGACCCCAGAGACAGGCCUUGUAACUGAUGCUUUCAAACUCAAACGCAAAGAGAUCAAAACCUAUUACCAGCAUGACAUCGAGAGGAUGUAUGGCGGCAAAUAAUGCCAAAUUAAACAA
This is a messenger RNA of Electrophorus electricus (electric eel), 2442 nucleotides long. It is a transcript of the gene acsl3a, whose product is annotated as acyl-CoA synthetase long chain family member 3a. NCBI's taxonomy places the organism in Eukaryota, Metazoa, Chordata, Actinopteri, Gymnotiformes, Gymnotidae. Gene Ontology annotation, cellular component: lipid droplet; endoplasmic reticulum; plasma membrane. Gene Ontology annotation, molecular function: long-chain fatty acid-CoA ligase activity. Gene Ontology annotation, biological process: long-chain fatty acid metabolic process; neuron differentiation; long-chain fatty-acyl-CoA metabolic process. The record is from RefSeq and is a predicted model, not a curated record.